GACCACGAGGCCCAUCGACCGGACCACCUAGGCGACCGGACCAUCGAGGCGGCCAUGGCUAUGAGGAAAGCGGCGGCCAAGGCUUUCUUCGAGACGGACUGUGACCAAGCUCUUCGAAAUGCUUUAUCGGCGGGGCCUAGGCCACAGAUCGAGUACCACGUGGGACAAAUGGUCUACUUCUACCGCAUCGGGCACUCCAAGAAAGGCAGGAAACUGCCAGAUCUCUGGUGCGGACCUGCCAGGGUCGUACUUCUGGACAUGCCAGGAACACUCUGGCUGAGCUACCAGGGAGGCAUCGUCAAGGCUUCCCCCGAGAGGGUCAGACCAGCUAGUCCUGAAGAACAGCUAACUGUAUCUGGAUGGCUAGCCGGAUUGACUCGCGCCAAGGAGGACUUCGAGGCCACUCCCAAGCGCGGGUACCUCGACCUCAGCCAGGACCCACUUCCAGAGUACCACGAAGAGGUUCAGGGAGAAGAGGAUCGAGGCGACGGACCACAUGGAGACGAUCCGGAUGAAGAUGUCUCCUAUGGAGACCGUAUGAUCCCGCCACAGCAGGACCGGGAUGAAGGGACAACCGGCGGAGAAGCCGAUGACGGACCAGAGCCCAGCCGGAGUUCAUGGGAAUCACUUCCCCGAACCCGACCUCACGGGGAGCUUCCGGAUGAUGAGACGCCGGGACCACCGACAAAGAAGUCCCGGACAGAGCUGCUCGAGAUCUACUACGCGAAGCUCGAGACCCUGAUGAAGACGAGGCAGAGAAAGGAGGUGAGACUAAAGGAGCUCAACAAGCACGACCUGGACUGUUUUAUUCGCGCGGCUGAGAAGGAGAUCAAGAACAACUUGGAGACCCAGGCCUAUGAGAUCCUGGGGCCCGAGGAAAGCGAAAAGGUCCGGGCCGAGAAGCCCGAACGUAUCAUGGACUCCAGGUUCGUCAGGACAGCCAAGCCGUUAGAAGAGUCCGACCUCGACAAGGCCAGAGCUGAUGGGCUACUUCUCGCAGGUGAACAUGGUGGACCCUGCAAGGCGAAGGUCCGGCAUGUUAUGAAGGGAUUCUCGGAGAACGGGGCCGAGGAGCUGGACGCGGCGACCCCACAAGUCACCCGGGACGGAGUCAUCGCGGUUACCCAGAUUAUAGUUGGACAAGGAUGGAGGCUAGGGUUCCUGGACUUCACCCAGGCUUUUCACUCGGGUGACCCGAUCAGUCGAGAGCUCUAUGCCGAGCAACCUCCCGAAGGAAUCCCAGGACUCCAACGAGGACAACUCCUUCGACUCAGGAAGACCUGUUGCGGUCUCCUAGAUGGACCUAUGGCCUGGUUCCAACAUCUUCGAAGAGUGCUGACGCAGGAGAAUGGGUGGAAAAGCCUAGAGGGAAUUAUCUCCGUGGCUACGGAUGACAUGUUGCACGGCGGAGGAGCAAGGCACCAGGAGAAGAUGGAGUACCUCAACAAGACCUACAAGCUCGGGAAAUUUCAAUACGGUGAAGGACGUUUCACGGGAAAGAACUUCAAGCCACUACCAUGCGGCGGCGUCUUGAUCGAGCAGGACCACUACGUGAAGGAGAAGAUCGAAGCAAUCCCAAUCGCCCCAGUUCGCAACAGCCAGAGGUAUUCUAUGUGCAACGAAAAGGAGAUCGGAGAACUCCGAUCUCUGGUUGGUGGCUUGGCGUGGCUGGCGAAGGAAACCAGGCCAGACUUAUGCGGCAGAGUAUGUCUUCUACAACAGGCCUUCCCCCGACCUCGGGUCAGGGAUUUGAUCCAAGCCAACCAGUUGGCUACGGAAGCGAUGAAGUACCCGGCGGGCAUCAAGGUUUCCAAGAUUCCUCUCGACCGCCUACGAAUAAGCACCGUGACCGAUGCUUCCUGGGGAAACGCGGCGGAGCCCAUGACUGGCAAGGACCCCGACUACUGGGUCGAAACCCAGAGCCAAUGGAUUCGGUACCAUGUGAGACCACGACGCACACUCUUCCAUCCAGGAAUGACCGAUGAUGGGCCAGUGAAGCUCAUGGAGACCGGACCAUGGAUCGGAAAGACGGUCUUCGACAAGGGAUCUACCACGGAGGCCAACAUCCACGAGGGCUUCCUACAGAACCGACGGCUAAGCAGCCAGGGAGGCCACAUCAUCCUCUAUCACGACAAGGACCUCCAGUACGAGCCCUGGGCUAAGGUGACCGUGGCCAGCUGGAAAAGCUACAAGUUGAAGCGCAAGGUGGUGAACACCUUGGCGGCAGAGUGGCAGGCUUUGGUGUCCGGCGUGGGCAACCUGCAGUGGCACCGGUUUCUCUUUUCAGAGGCCCAGAACGACCCCGUCAAGGACCGGGACUGGGAAAGAAAGCUAAGCAAUAUACCUUUUCUAGCCGUCACCGAUUCCAAGUCUUUGUACGACACGUUGUCUAAACAGACUUGUCCGUUUAGCCAAGUUGAUGACAAACGCACUGCCAUCGAUGUCUCGAUUCUUAAACAUGAUCUCGAGGGAGCCGGCACAGUUCGAUGGAUCGACGGUCGAAACAUGAUUUCCGACAAUCUGACGAAGAACGCCG
Symbiodinium necroappetens is the source of this 2536-nucleotide messenger RNA. Lineage: Eukaryota; Dinophyceae; Suessiales; Symbiodiniaceae. The record is from the annotation of a GenBank genome assembly.